UUCUGUAGCUGGGUUGGGGUUGGCCGUACGUACCAUGAGUGGGGUUCCCCCCGGGCAUUAUUGCCAGAACAGAACCCUAAGCCAUGGUGCACGCCACAUCCCUGUGAAGAACUCUUGGACACAGGAGAGCAGACUGCCGCUUCUCUCCCUCUCUUCUCCUUCUUCCUCUUCGAUCUCCUUGUACGUACUCAUGGAUUUGGUCUCUCCCAUGGAGCACUUGUGUUACGUGCGUUGCACCUACUGCAACACUGUUCUUGCGGUUGGAGUUCCAAGCAAGCCGAUGAUGGACACAGUAACAGUGAGAUGUGGUCACUGCAACCAUGUCUCCUUUCUUAGCCCCAGACCCAUGGAGCAGUCCCAUAGCCCCACCAAUCAUCAGCUGGGCCUUCAGGGUGGUUGCAUGGACUGCCUGAGGAGCCAACCUUCGCCAUCAUCAUCAUCGUCGUCGUCGUCAUCAAAUUCAAAUGAACCAACAAUUCAAAAACCGUCGUUUGUCGUGAAACCUCCUGAGAAGAAACACAGAAUGCCUUCAGCUUAUAAUCGCUUCAUGAGGGAAGAAAUACAGCGAAUCAAAGCAUCUAAACCCGACAUUCCUCACCGCGAAGCUUUUAGCAUGGCUUCGAAGAAUUGGGCAAAGUGUGAUCCUCGUUGCUCAAUUAUCGACGAUAAGCUGGCGCCCGUUCCACAAGUGGAAAGAAGUUGCUCUACAAUGGAAAACUCCAAUUUUAAUGAACAAACGGAACAGAAGGAUUAGGGUUCCCAAUCAACAUAUGGAGCUCUGUUGUUAAGCUUUGCUUGGAUCUUGUCCUCUCCCUAUAAAAAAAAAACAACUCCAUGCUGUAGUAUUUCCUAGGAGGAAAUGAUAUAGAUGUGGCUCAUAUGAAUUGAAUGCAUAUAUGUGAAUUUUCAUGAUCCAGACCUAAGUAUUCAGUGUGUAGAGAGAAAAAAGAGGACUGCCAUUGAAGGUUAAGUUAUGAAGUCUCUAACAAGUUAAUUGAGGUAGAUAAGCUUUGACCCAGGAAGGAGUAUGAGGACUUGUGUCAAACAUAAAAAUGCACUUUCAUCUAUCUCUAUGGUUUUGAUGAGUUCAAAAAGUUAUCUAUUCAACCCAAGUCUUGACAAGGAUUUGUCAGCAGCUAUGUACAUGUCUUUUAUGUUUAAUGGACAAGAGUUUGCAACACCAAAUCAAUCAAAGCAAACUUCUAUAAAUCAAUUGAGUGCAACAUGUUAUUGAAAUUUCAGCAUUAG
Messenger RNA from Musa acuminata subsp. malaccensis (wild Malaysian banana), 1248 nucleotides. Its product is annotated as protein DROOPING LEAF-like. The record is from RefSeq and is a predicted model, not a curated record. Gene Ontology annotation, cellular component: nucleus. NCBI's taxonomy places the organism in Eukaryota, Viridiplantae, Streptophyta, Magnoliopsida, Zingiberales, Musaceae. Gene Ontology annotation, biological process: floral meristem determinacy; cell fate commitment; style development.